UCAUUCUGCAACUGAAAAAGCAGAAAAGCAUCUGAGCUCCGAUAACUGAUUCUACAUUAGGAAAUGCCCGUAGAGGUAGAGAAUUGAGGUAAGGUACUUCAAUGGCGAUUGUGUCUUCUCUGCCAGGUCUCAACCUCUUCUCUUCACUCCCAUCAAACCCACCACGAAACGACCCUACAGCAUCUACCUCUCCUCCCCAACCACCCAUACCCAUUCCCAAAUACCCUCCUCCUCUCAAAAAAUCCAAAAAUCCUCAAACUGCGCCUUCCUCCCCAGCCUUCAAGCUCCCCCACCGUCGAACCAAGUACUACAAGCCAGUGAAAGACGGCGUCGUGUCAUCAGAGGGCGACCGCUCAGUCCUCGUUGGUGAGAAUGGUGUCUCCUAUCUCCUUCCAGGGGCUCCGUUCGAGUUCCAGUAUAGCUACUCCGAGACUCCUAAAGUCAAGCCGGUUGCCAUCCGCGAGCCAGCUUUCUUGCCGUUCGCGCCUCCCACGAUGCCAAGACCGUGGACGGGGAAAGCCCCGUUGAAGAAGUCGAAGAAAAAGAUCCCGCUUUUCGGUUCGUUUAAUGUUCCUCCACCUGAUAAAGAAGGGGCGAAGUACGUGGAAGUGGCUGUUGCCUUCCCGUUGCGGAAGUCUCCAGAGGAAGGGAAAUCGAGAAGGGAGAUACUCGGGGAACCCUUGAAGAAAUGGGAAAUUAAAAUGCUUAUUAAGCCUCUCUUGUCUGAUAAUCGCCAGGUUAAUCUCGGGAGGGAUGGACUGACUCAUAAUAUGUUGGAGUUGAUACAUACACAUUGGAAAAGGACGCCUGUGUGUAAAGUUCGUUGUAAGGGCAUUCCGACGGUGGAUAUGGAUAAUGUUUGCCGUCAUUUGGAGGAAAAAACUGGAGGAGUCGUCAUUCAUAGAGUUGGCGGUGUAGUAUUCCUUUUUCGUGGCAGACACUAUGACCAUCGAACUCGUCCACAAUACCCAAUUAUGCUCUGGAAACCAGCAGCUCCUGUUUACCCAAAACUUAUCCAAGAAGCUCCUGAAGGAUUGACAAAAACUGAAGCUGAUGAAUUUCGGAAGAAAGGAAAGAAUCUUUUGCCAAUAUGUAAAUUAGCCAAAAAUGGAGUUUACAUUACCUUGGUGAGAGAUGUUAGGACUGCUUUUGAAGGAAGUCCAUUGGUGAAGAUUGACUGCAAAGGGAUGAAUCCAAGUGAUUACAAGAAGUUGGGUGCUAAGCUUAAGGAACUGGUUCCGUGUGUGCUAUUGUCUUUUGAUGAUGAGCAGAUAUUAAUGUGGAGGGGUCAAAACUGGAAAUCAAUGUACCCAGAAGUUCCUUCAGUUUCAAUUCCUGUUGAAGUUGAUAUUACAAAUGGUUCAGAAUUGUUUCCAUGAUGCUUUUCAGGCAAGCUUAAUGAUGAUUGUAGUAAUCCUGAUGCUAAUAUAGUGAGGUCAAGCCCAAAAAUGAUAUCCCUGUGGAAGCGUGCAAUUGAGGCAAGCAAGGCAAUCUUGCUGGAUGAGAUUAACCUUGGUCCUGAUGAUCUUCUGAGGAAAGUAGAGGAAUUCGAGAACAUUUCACAAGCUACAGAACACUCCUAUCCAGCUGUAAUUUUGUCUAACGAGGAUGGUGCCAAUAAUAUAAUGUCAGCAUUUGAAGAUGGUUCGCCUAGUGAAAGUUUUGUUGAAGAUGGCACACAUUAUGAUGAUGAGUAUGAAGAUGAUGAAUAUUAUGAUAGUGACUCUUUUGAAGAAGUAGAUGCUUCAGUCCCUCUAGGAUCAUUACCUGUUGAUCUGAUAGCAGAAGAACUCGAUCGAGAAGAAUGAAAUUGCUGAUGUUACUGUUACAAGUGGUAGUUACAUUGUCAUGAAAAUCGAAGAGGUUGGUACAGUAUAAAAGAUCAGUAAUAUUUGGAGAAAAAGGUGGUCGGAAGAUUUGAGCUUGUCUAUUUCUGAAGGCUGUACAUGUAAGUUGCUUAAAAGCAGUGAAAUUUCAGCAACUCACUGCCACCAGCAAGUCUACCUAUGGUGUAAAUCUGUAGAGUAAAUGAAAGGACUGUUAUUCUGUUUAUGAUUUUUGCUGUGUCACAGAUAUGUCUUUCCCCAUUGUAAGACAAAGGGAUGAUAAUUGAUUGGACAAUUUUGGA
Messenger RNA from Hevea brasiliensis (rubber tree), 2128 nucleotides. Its product is annotated as CRS2-associated factor 2, chloroplastic. Gene Ontology annotation, molecular function: RNA binding. The transcript has 6 exons. The record is from RefSeq and is a predicted model, not a curated record. Gene Ontology annotation, biological process: Group II intron splicing. NCBI's taxonomy places the organism in Eukaryota, Viridiplantae, Streptophyta, Magnoliopsida, Malpighiales, Euphorbiaceae.